Molecule: messenger RNA, 1398 nt
Organism: Phodopus roborovskii (desert hamster)
Lineage: Eukaryota; Metazoa; Chordata; Mammalia; Rodentia; Cricetidae
Gene: Plvap
Product: plasmalemma vesicle associated protein
Exons: 5
Coding region: 20-1336 (438 amino acids)
Biological process (GO): regulation of vascular permeability; positive regulation of cellular extravasation
Cellular component (GO): caveola
Source: RefSeq, a predicted model, not a curated record
GGAGGGACUGACCGUGCAAAUGGGGCUCGCCAUGGACCGCAGCCCAUACUCCCGCACAGGGGACCCUGCUCGCGGCUGCUGGUACUACCUGCGCUAUUUCUUCCUCUUUGUGUCCCUCAUCCAGUUCCUCAUCAUCCUGGGCCUGGUCCUUUUCAUGAUCUAUGGCAACGUGCACGCCACCACGGAGGCCAGCCUGAAGGCCACCGAGAUCCGUGCCGACAAUCUGUACAGCCAGGUGAUGGGACUGUCGGCCGCACAGGCUAACCUGACCAAACAGCUGAACAUCAGCUUGCAUGCCAAGGACACGGUCAUGCAGCUCCUGCUGAAUGCGCGGCGCGAGCUGGAGCGCAUCAACGCCAGCUUCCGCCAGUGCCAAGGCGAUCUGAUCACCUACAUUAACUAUCAUCGGUUCAUGGUCGCUAUCAUCCUGAGUGAGAAGCAGUGCUGGGAACAGCUGAAGGAGAACAACAAAACCUGCGAAGCCUUGCUCUUCAAGCUGGGCGAGAAGGCUAAGACGUUGGAGAUGGAGGUGGCCAAGGAGAAGGCGGUGUGCACCAAGGACAAGGAAAGCCUGCUUGCGGGAAAGCGACAGUCGGAGGAGCAGCUGGCGGUCUGUGGCAAAGCACUGGAGCGGCAGCAGCAGGAGCAGCAGGUGACCCAGGAGCAGUUGCAGAAGGUGCAGGCAAUGUGCCUCCCGCUGGACCAGGACAAGUUCCAGGCGGACGCGCUGAGCGUGUGGCGGGACUCGCUGAUCCAGCGCUCCCUGGAUAACCUGGGCUACCACUACCCCUCGCUAGUGCCCGAGAUAGGGUCUCUCCGCCGAAUGUGUGAGCACCUGCCGGGGAUCAUGAGCUCUAAGGUGGAAGAGCUGGCGCGCGGGCUGCGCAUGGGCAUCGAGCGCGUGACCCGCGAGAACGCGGAGCUGCGGCGACAGAAGCUGGACAUGGAGCGUGGGGCGCAGGGCACGCAGGAAGCGCGGGCACGCGCCGAGGCCGAGGCGCAGGCACGCGAGAGCCAGCUGCGCGCGGAGUGCGCGCGCCAGACACAGCUGGCACUGGAGGAGAAGGCGGCGCUGCGCGCGCAGCGGGACGGCCUGGAGCGCGAUCUAGAGGCGCGCAAGCGCGAGCUGGAGCAGCUGCGUACCGAGGUGGAUGUACGGAUCAGUGCGCUGGAUGCCUGUCUCAAGGCCAAGUCUCAGCCAGCCAUCCCACCAAGACACUCCUCGGGCCCAGUCCCUCCUCCACCCAUAGAUCCUGCUAGCCUGGAGGAAUUCAAGAAAAGAAUCCUGGAGUCCCAGCGUCUCCCGUUAGUCAACCCUGCAGUCCCACCCAGGUGAGAUGCAAACCGACUGAGGUGUAGAUAAAGGAAGUCCUAUCAGGGCUCGAGGAGGAGGGAGAC